Messenger RNA from Oryzias latipes (Japanese medaka), 4392 nucleotides. RefSeq names its product leucine-rich repeat and fibronectin type III domain-containing protein 1-like protein. The record is from RefSeq and is a predicted model, not a curated record. Gene Ontology annotation, molecular function: protein binding. Lineage: Eukaryota; Metazoa; Chordata; Actinopteri; Beloniformes; Adrianichthyidae.
UGCGAGCAGAAGGAGACAUCCGCUCCCGGGGCAUCAGAAGACCGGCCUCGGCUGCAGAGCAGCGGAAUGUGGAACUGACACCGGAUGACGAGCGGGACUCCGCCCGCGCGGAGCAGGAAUCUGUUUCUCCACGCAAACAGGCAGUUUGCAGCUCUGCGCGCGGCGGCGGAGCAGGGCGCGCUCCCGGGAUGUUCUGAAGUCUCCUUUCUCCCACAGGCCGGAACCGGAGGAGAAGCUGCGCUCCGACGGGGAGCCUCUUAACGGAAUCCUGGAUGAGAAAACGUCCCUUCUGCUCCCAUACGGCUUUCUGAUCCCGUCGCUGGAUCCUCCUCGCGCUUGCAGGCGCGCGCCGGAGCAACAGAGGGACUCGGAUUCUGGAUUUUAGGAAUCAGCUCCCAGCAUCACUUUCUGUCCCCCCCUUUGGGAUUUGGAGUUUUCUGUGGCGGGUUCAACGCGGUUUUGACGCGCAUGGCGCGAGCUGGCGCAAACCCGCUCACUUUCGCCCCGCAGUGCAUUUGGCGUGCCGGGGGACUCUGAAGGGAGUUUUCUCCGUCAACCCCCCACCACCGCCCCCCAGGUCGGUGCUUUUUCUGGUCGGACGUCCAUAUAUACAUUUUUCGCUUGUUUGCGCGCGCACACGCACAGUCCAGCCUGCACGCUCGGAUCUGCUCUGGAUGGGGAACGGGAGGACGCAGACGCGGGAACCGGGAGUUUUUGGGAUGCGCCGUUUUUUCAGGCUUUGAGGAUAACGCCACGCGGAGUGUUUGGGAGGAGGAGGAGAGGAGCGGAGAUCCAUGAAGGUACCAGGAGGGACUGAUAGCACCACCAGAUGACAGAACGGUGGGAGGGUGUCCUUGUUAGCUUGUCAUCCCGUUGUAACCCUCAAGCAAGUGAUGUGACCGGAAUUUCAAUUCGUCUUUAAAGCCCCCACCCCGCCUGCAGACUUCCUGAGAACCUCAGUUGACAGAGCCAAUGGCUAUGCUUUUGAGUGCUGAAAGUGCAUCUGCUCCACGCUGAGGUUGAAGUGCAGGAACCUGGAGGAAGACCAGGACAGCUGCUCCUGAUUCAAGGCGGUGCAGAUCAGAUCCAGCCAACGCUGAUCCGGACCCCAGAGAGCGGAACCUUGAAAGAUCAGCCGGCAAGCAGCCAUGGACGCCAUCACGUCGCUGGUCUGCCCCGUCCUCGUCCUGCUGUUCUUCCCCCCCUGUGUCCCCUCCAUGCUGUGUCCAAAGCGCUGCACCUGCCAGAACCUGCUGCCGUCCUACACGGUGCUGUGCGCCAAGACGGGCCUCCUCUUCGUCCCGCCCAACAUCGACCGGCAGACGGCCGAGCUCAGGCUGAUGGACAACUUCAUCACCACGCUGAGGCACCGGGACUUCGCCAACAUGUCCAGCCUGAUCCACUUGACCCUCAGCAGGAACACCAUCAGCCAGAUCAGGCCGUACACCUUUGCUGACCUCCAGGAGCUCCACGCCCUGCACAUGGAUGCCAACCGCCUGACUGUCCUGGACGACUCCCACUUUCAGGGCCUGGUGAACCUGAGGCACCUCAUCCUGGCCAACAACCAGCUGCACAGCAUAUCUGAAGGAGCCUUCCAGGACUUCCUGGAGACUCUGGAGGACUUGGACCUGAGCUACAACAACCUGGUGGACAUCCCCUGGGACACCAUCGCGUUGCUGGUCAGCGUCAACACGCUCAGCCUGGACCACAACCUCAUCGAGAGCGUCCCUGAGGGAAUCUUCUCCAACCUGCACAAGCUGGCCAGACUGGACAUGACGUCCAACAAGCUGAAGAAAAUCCCCCCGGACCCGCUCUUCCUCCGGAUCCCGGUUUACGCCAAGAUGAAGGGCUCGCCGCUCACGGCGCUGGUGCUGAGCUUUGGCGGGAAUCCUCUGCACUGCAACUGCGAGCUGGUGUGGCUGCGCAGAGUCACCCGAGAGGACGACCUGGAGACCUGCGCGUCGCCCAAAGACCUCGCUGGCAAAUACUUCUGGACCAUCCGUGAGGAAGAGUUUGUUUGUGAGCCUCCUAUGAUAACCCGACACACCUCCAAGAUGUUUGUGAUGGAAGGUCAGGAGGUCAGCCUGCGCUGCAAGUCCAUCGGGGAUCCUGAGCCGUCGACGCAUUGGGUCAGUCCUGACGGGAAGCUGAUCGGAAACACUUCCAGAACCGUCUGCUACGAAAACGGAUCACUGGACAUCCUCAAGGCGUCCGUCAAGGAUUCUGGGAAGUUUACAUGUAUAGCUUCCAACGCAGCCGGUGAGGCUACAGCUCCUGUCGAGUUGGUUGUCAACCCUUCGCCUCAUUUUGACCCCAAACUGGACCCGGACCCGGGGCCUUCAGACAUCCCCACAUCCAUCAAAUCCAACGUCAGCGGGGGUCACCUAAGACCCGACCAGCAGAGAGUCAGCGUGUCCGAUCUGACCUCAAGCUCAGCGGUCAUCCGAUGGCCGCCCCAGAACCACAUACCGGGCGUCCGCAUGUACCAGAUCCAGUACAACAGCUCCACUGACGACAUCCUCAUUUACAGGAUGAUCCCAGCCAACCACAAGUACUUCCUGCUGAGCGACCUGGCGUCGGCGCGGGACUAUGAGCUGUGCGUCCUGGCCGUGUACGACGACGGCAUCACCACACUGACCGGCACCAAGCUGGUGGGCUGCGUGUCUUUCAGCACCGACUCUGAGUACGGACACUGUCACUCCAUUCGGGACCAGUUCUUGGGCGGCACCAUGAUCAUCAUCAUUGGGGGGAUCAUUGUGGCCUCGGUGCUCGUCUUCAUCUUCAUCCUCCUAAUGAAGUACAAGCUGCACAGCAACCAUUACAAGCAGAAAGCCGCCGCGCGCCAGGCCAACGUCUGCUCCCAAACCAAUGGAGGGGGAGGGGGAGGAGCCAACAUCCUGGCUCUGCCUCCAUCCUCCUCCAAUGCAGGCCAAGGAGGAUGUGUAAAUAAGCCGUCGUCGUCGUCAGCUGAGGGGGUGGGAGGAGCUUCUCUUCGAGGGACUACUGUGGUGGACCUAAAUCACACCCAUGACGAUGAUGCAAUUUCCCAAUAACACACAAGAAACUGUCAGUCAAACCCCACCAGUCUCCACCUCCCUUCUUUUUUUUCUACUACAACUGUUUCUGGUGCCUGGAGCCAAAACUCCACUUUCCUGCGAGGAGCAGCUCCUGUCAUUGGUGGACAUGCGGCCGUCCACCCGUUCUGGUGAUCAGUUUCUGGACCCGUCUACUCGCCGUGGUGCGCCUGCUGGAACCUCCAGAGUGACACCUGAAGGGGGACAUCUACAAUAGCAGUGGUUACGCAGAAGCCUCCAUGCCGCUGGGACGGACAUGUGGGACGCAGGUCGGGCCUCCAAGCCUGCUGGUGUUCGGCGCUGCUUCACCGGGGCUUUUUACAGAAGAAUGGCCCGGUUCUAGAGGAGCUCUCAGUUCUGGAGGAUUUCCCAGAGAUCCAGUUCCUGAAACCUGACAGUUGGAAUCUGCUCCUGGAAUGUACUGAUGGGUUUUCUGGAAGCUUUCAGGAUGUUCUGCUGGACAUUUGGUGGCGCCGCUCUCCUCUUUCCCCACUAUAGUCAUAUGCCAAAGGGUCACAGUAUUAUGACAGCAUUAUUUCAAUGACAGGGCGCACAGACAUCCCUAAUCAAACCCUGUUUUUACUCUUAGCACUGAAAGAGAAGUUGGGCCUUCUACUGAGAAGAAAAACCACAUAAACAGCUCACUGUCAGAGUCUUGUCUCAGAGCAUCAGUAAUAAAAAAACUGUCAAACAGUGAACUCCUGCGGCACUUUAGUCAUGAGUUUGUUCUCAUUUCAUCUCUCUUCAUUUUCUCCAACAAAUAAUAUAUUCUCCAGUAUCUUGAUGGAACCCUUCUGGCUCUGGGUGACACUAGAAAAUCUUGAAGCAAUGCGUGUUUCUACGUCCAUGGGUGGAUUUAUUCUCUCUCGUGUGCCAAGAACGGAGCCUUGAGGAGCUCCGGUGGCACAUGUGAAGCUCUGCAUUUGAUGCUGAAUCUGAUGGUCUGUUUGACUCUGGAAACUGCACAAGCACAAAGACUGAAGAACUUGACCAUAAAUGGUAAAAACCUCUUCCAGCUGGCUAUUGAGGUGGUUUCUCAUGUGUGGAACAGAUGAAGACGUGGCCAGCAGAACUCGCGCUGUCCCUCUCCUGCCUCCCCCUCCCUCCUUCUUUGCUGUUUGACAGUGUCUGUGUUUGUGUGUGACAUACACCUUACAGUCUUCGAUUGUUUGAAACCCAUGAUUUACUUUAAAUAUAACAAAACAAACUAUCACACCACGGAAAAAAAACACAACAAUGUGCAAAUCUGGGAUUUUAUGCUUUCAUAGAUACAAUUACGUGGAUUUAUAAUGAAAUAAAAGGGUAUUUUUCUUGGAAA